Messenger RNA from Helianthus annuus (common sunflower), 1484 nucleotides. RefSeq names its product tabersonine-19-hydroxy-O-acetyltransferase. The transcript has a single exon. NCBI's taxonomy places the organism in Eukaryota, Viridiplantae, Streptophyta, Magnoliopsida, Asterales, Asteraceae. Bases 132 to 1457 code for a protein of 441 amino acids. The record is from RefSeq and is a predicted model, not a curated record.
GUUAAUUAUACAACAAACAAUGGAUUUUGUUGGAGAGCGAAAUUGAGCUGAGGUAGGCACGUGCUGUGGAACUCAUCCUUAUAUAUACAUAUGAUCUAGGAACACUUUCUACACAUCGGUGAAUAAACAAUAUGGAGAUGAUAGGGAAGCCCAUACAAUCUCAACCCAUUAUUUCUCGAGAUAUAAUUAAACCCGCAAAUCCAACCCCUUCUCAUCUCAACACUUAUAAUCUUUCUGAUAUCGAUGUAUCCGUCGAGAAAAUAUACUUACCAAUGCUUCUGUUAUACCCAAACAAUGACAGUUGCAGUUUAACUUCCCAAGAGAAAGCCACGGUGCUUAAGAACUCUUUGUCACAGAGCCUGACAAAAUACUAUCACUUUGCUGGCAGGUUACCCACACACACGACACCUUAUGUGGACUGUAACGAUGAGGGAGUCGUGUUUCUUGAAGCCCAAAACAAUAGCAAACUUGACGAUUUACAGCUUAGUAGCGCCCAAGAUGGAAAUAUCGACAAUCUAUUUCCGGAUGAUAUGGUGUGCUACAAGUCCCCUCGUAAUACAAAUCUUGUAGGGGUUCAACUCAAUCACUUCGCGUGUGGUGGAGUCGGGCUUGCAGUCUCUAUGUCACACCUCGUUGGUGACGGUUGCACUCUUGGUUCCUUCGUUAAUCAUUGGGCUUCCGUAGCAUGCUAUGGGUCGACUGACCAUAAAGAGGUACUGCCUCUGAACCCGCAUUUCAUUCAUGUCCCAAGAACCAACUCUCUUCUGUCAAAAGCUCCUGUUAUGAAUGCGGUAGGCAGUACUCGUGUCAUGAGAAAGUUCGUGUUUCCUAACUCAAAGUUAAGUGAUCUUAAGAAGGUUGUCGCCUCCUCUAUAAACGACAACCCUACUUGGGUUGAAGUACUAACUUCUCUACUUUACAAAACCGCACUAGCAGCGGCUACAACAAAUUCUGGUUGCUUUAUGUCAUCUUAUUUGUUUCUUCCGGUGAAUACACGUAGCAAAUUAGCUGAGAAGCUGCCCCAAACAACCGUGGGAAAUGUUGGGUCACUUAUUUUGGUACCAACUACACAAACAAGUGAAGCAUCGUUAAGUAAGUUGGUUGGUGAGAUAAAGAAACAGAAAUUGCAAUUUGAAGGAGUUCAAAGCGUGCAACAGGCAACUGAAAACUAUAAACUGGCACAGUCAAUACUGGGAAAUGAUCAAGAUUUAGAAACGUUGUCUAAGAGAUCAUAUGUAUGCAGCAGCUUAUGCGGGUACCCCUUUAACAAAGUCGAUUUCGGGUGGGGAAAGCCCAUGGCUACAGUAAUUGCAUUUAGAUCAUCAUAUACGAAUGCGUUUGUGCUUAUGGAUACUCCAAACGGUGAUGGCAUCCAAUCGCAUGUGAUUUUGGAAAACCAAGACAUGGAAAUAUUUCAAAAUGACAAAGAGUUGCUUUCAUUUUGCCAACUUAAUUAAUGGUUUACUGCAUGUAUUAUUUUGUUU